AUGUAUGGGUGGCCGUGUAAACAUAUCUUCGUUGUGUUCAAAGACCUGAACAUUGAGGUUAUACCUCCUGCUCACAUUAGCUUAAGGUGGACGAAAUUUGCAUUUAGCAAACCUCUGUUCCAUGUCGUUGACAACAUUUCAGAAGAAUGCGCCAAAAUAAAUGAUAAAAAAAUCCUGCUGAAUAAGAUAUGGUCGGAUGUACAUAUUUGUGUGGGGUUGAUCGAGACUCAAAUGGACCAGCUGGUCGAGUUUUCUAGACUCAUCGAAGAGCAUAAGCGAACCCUCAUGGUCGAACAAGGGGGUGGUGUUUCAGCCUUUGUUGAAAGGGAAGAGAGAUUUGAAUCUUUUGUCGGGAUCUCUGUCCCACAAGAUAUACGCAUCCAACCUCCAACACAAUCGAAAAACAAAGGGAGCGGAAAAAGGAUGAAGAGCAUGAAGGAGAAGUCAAUUGAAAAGUCGCAAAAGAAAAGGAGGCUAUGUAAGACGUGUGGUGAGAGGGUAGGACAUAAUGCACGAACCUGCCCAAAAAAACAAUAG
Messenger RNA from Striga hermonthica, 537 nucleotides. NCBI's taxonomy places the organism in Eukaryota, Viridiplantae, Streptophyta, Magnoliopsida, Lamiales, Orobanchaceae. The record is from the annotation of a GenBank genome assembly.